Messenger RNA from Nerophis lumbriciformis (worm pipefish), 1743 nucleotides. The record is from RefSeq and is a predicted model, not a curated record. NCBI's taxonomy places the organism in Eukaryota, Metazoa, Chordata, Actinopteri, Syngnathiformes, Syngnathidae.
AUGAAUUUAUAUGUCAACGAUGUGGCCGAUGAUGAUGGGGAUGAAGACGUGGGGAAUGAUGAACUCAACACUUACAUCAUCCAGCACGACAUCCACAACGCGUGCUGUGAGACCUUCAUCAAGUCGGCCGCCAGCUUAGCAUCAACUACCGAGGUGAAACUACGAGUAUUUGCCGCCAUCGAGCAAGGUGACGCAUCCACACUGAGAACACUGCUGAGGUACCCGGCAGCCUUCCGGGAGGCGGACGGACGCGGCUGGCUUCCACUCCACCGAGCUGCCAACCAACCCAGCCUCGAGGUCCUGGAAACCAUCCUGACAUUGGCAGGUGAGAUGGGUCUAGACGCCAGGGCAGUGGAGGGCGGCGAGACAGCGCUAACCUUGGCCGUGAGAAGCUGCCGUACCGACAACGUCAGGACUCUGCUGGAACAUGGGGCGCAGCCCAAUGUACUCAACACCAAGAACGAGGCGCCACUGUUGCUUGCAGCACAUGUGUCAUCAUACGAGAUGACAGCCGCACUGGUGCGUCACGGUGCUUGGGUAGAUCAAGUGUGCGCCAAGAAGCGAACAGCGGUGCACGAGGCGGCACAGGCGGGAAAUGUCGACGUCCUCAUGCUGCUCCUAAGAAAUGGGGGGCGCGUCAACAACAAAGACAUCAAUGGAGUCACACCUCUUGCUGCCGCAGCCGAGCAAGGGCAUGUCGCAAUCGUUGAGAUCCUUCUCAACUGCGGUAGCAGGGUGAACUCUCAGGCGUGUAACGGCGAAAGUGUCCUGUUGGAUGCAGCUGGCUCAGGGAACACCCUCUGUAUUCAGCUGUUGUUGGAAAAUGGCGCCGACCCAAACCUGCCUAGCGCUACUGGACAUCUACCCAUACACAAGGCCGCCUAUGCAGGACACUACGAGGCUGUGAAGCUCCUCUUGACGGUGACAAGCAAGCGGGCCUUGAAGGAGGCAGGCCAGAGUCCGGUGCACUCAGCGGCCGAGGGCGGGCAGAGCCACUGCUUGGCACUGCUGCUAUCGCGCGGCUUCGAUGUCAACUACCGCAUGAGCACCCUCCAUUCGCGGAACUACGGCGACAUGCGCCAGAGCGCCCUCUACUUCGCCGUGUCCAACGGCGACACAGAGUGCGCGCGACUGCUACUGGAUGCUGGCGCUAAGCCUGACCUCGACCCGCUCAGCUGUCUGCUGGUGGCUGUACGUUCAGGCCGCCACCGCAUCGUGCGAAUGCUGCUGGACGCCAAAGCCGACGUCAAUCGCUACUUUGGUGCCGUGAGCGACACGCUUUUCCCGACUGCGCUACAAUACUGCCUCAAGGAUGCCGCCAUGAUGAGCAUGCUGCUAAACGCUGGCUACAAGGCCGAGACAUGCUUCAUUUGUCAUCAUGAUGACGACGACUGCUGCGACCCCGACGACGAGAAGAUACCCUUCUGCGACUUCAUGAGUCUGUGCUGUCUGGCGCACUUGGCUGGGCGCGUCGUGCAGAUGCUGCUUGACUACGUUGACCGAGUGCGCAUUUGCUCUAAACUCACGAGAAUCCUCCAGAAGCAACCUGAGUGGACUCACAUUUGCAACGUUCUCAGUAGCCCUCGCUCGCUGUCUCAUUUGUGUCGGUUGUUGAUCCGAAGAUGUUUGACCCUCAAGCGAUUGAACAACGCCGAGAUUAUGAAUUCUCCACUUUUCCCUCCCCGGCUGCGAAGCUUCAUCCUGUACCGGGAGAACGACCUCCUCCAAGAAGAGCAACCGUGA